CAUGUGUAGCCAAUGUCACCAACCAAUGGCUCUGCGCUCGAUUUCAUCCUUUCCCAGACGAAGUCCAAUGUAGAUUUCCUCAUCGCUCAGAACCAUAUCUCACCUGAAGCUGGUCGCGAGAUUCUCAACCGUCUUCCCACUCCCUCAUCUCUCGAUAGUUUGAACGAUCAUGCACGCAAUUUGAAUAUAACCUCAGGACCUGAAUAUGCUCCUGCAAUUUCUAGCUACACUUCAGCUUCAAAUUAUCCACGCGCUAAAGCGAUUUGGGGAUACAAUGAAGAGCAGAUUGACCCUAAUGACUUGUCCUUCCGUACUGGAGACAUCAUCGAAGUUACAUCCGAAACUAACAAGGAUUGGUGGACUGGUCGCUUCAAUGGAAGUGAAGGCCUCUUUCCAUCGAACUAUGUAGAGAAACUUCCUCCGAGUGUGUUACCACCGAAACCAGAGCGCGUUCCCAGUUAUGACAAUUAUGGACCUCCUUCUGGACCUCCCCUCUCCCGUGCUCCCAUACCUCAUUAUGGGCCUCCUCCUGGACCUCCCGGCCCCGGUUACGGGCCAACUUAUCAUCCUCCAAUAGGUUAUCAGGGACCUCCUCCGGGACCUCCUCAAGCUUAUCCUCCAUACGCAUCUCCUCCUCCAGCUCCAGCAUCGGCCCCUCCAGCUCCCGUGGCAGAGCCAAAGAAGGAAAGCAAGUUCGGAGGCUUGGGCAAUACUCUUGCUCAUUCCGCUGUCGGAGGCGCUGGCUUUGGUGCAGGUUCUGCAGUUGGAAGUGGCUUUAUCAACUCGAUAUUCUAA
Messenger RNA from Marasmius oreades (fairy-ring Marasmius), 795 nucleotides. RefSeq lists its product as uncharacterized. Gene Ontology annotation, molecular function: protein binding. Lineage: Eukaryota; Fungi; Basidiomycota; Agaricomycetes; Agaricales; Marasmiaceae. Gene Ontology annotation, cellular component: ESCRT-0 complex. The transcript is spliced from 4 exons. Gene Ontology annotation, biological process: protein transport to vacuole involved in ubiquitin-dependent protein catabolic process via the multivesicular body sorting pathway. The record is from RefSeq and is a predicted model, not a curated record. The coding region runs from base 13 to 795 and encodes 260 amino acids.